Messenger RNA from Rotaria sp. Silwood1, 342 nucleotides. The record is from the annotation of a GenBank genome assembly. NCBI's taxonomy places the organism in Eukaryota, Metazoa, Rotifera, Eurotatoria, Philodinida, Philodinidae.
AUGUCACGAAAAGAUAUUGUCGAAAUCCGACUUGUAUGCAAAACCGAUUAUCUUGACCCAAAAUUAAAAGACAAACUAUAUGAAAUUAGAAAUAAACUAAGACAAAUACUUCAUAUAGGUCGAAGAAGAUUUGCUUUAAAAAAAAUACAACCAUGGAAUAGUAUAAAAGUUACAUUUGAUAUUCCAAAAGAGGCAGCUGAUCGACUACGUUUACUUGCUAUUGAAGGCAAUGUACGUCUCAUUGAACUCGAUGAAAAAUUAUCUUCUACAUCUUCAUUUAAUUUAACUCAUACAAGAAAUUUUUCUUUAAAUACAAAACGUAAUAAAUGUGAUUCUAAAUGA